Molecule: messenger RNA, 1621 nt
Organism: Trifolium pratense (red clover)
Lineage: Eukaryota; Viridiplantae; Streptophyta; Magnoliopsida; Fabales; Fabaceae
Product: probable N-acetyltransferase HLS1-like
Exons: 2
Coding region: 239-1405 (388 amino acids)
Molecular function (GO): acyltransferase activity, transferring groups other than amino-acyl groups
Source: RefSeq, a predicted model, not a curated record
UCUUUCUCUUUCCACCUCCUUUUACAUUUUUUGUUUGUUUUUUAUUUCCUAUCUCUUUGCAUAUAAAUCAUUAUCAUAAUGUAUUCUAUGCUAAACCAUUCUUCUUGUAGUACUUGUAUUACAAUUGCUACACUUGUUAGUUGCACUUCUUUGCUACUUGCAUCAUCUUGUGUACUUUCCUUUUUAUUUCAUUCAACCACACAUCAAACACCUUUGAAAUUCCUUAUAGUACUUUGACAUGGAAUACAACAAGUUCAGAAUCCGAAGCUAUGAAUGUCAAUCUGAUAGAGCUCAAGUUGAAAAUCUUGAGAGAAAAUGUGAGGUAGGACCAUCAGAAAGUGUGUUUCUCUUCACAGAUACUAUGGGUGACCCCAUUUGUAGGAUUCGAAACAGUCCCAUGUACAUGAUGCUGGUAGCAGAGUUGGAAAAUGGAUUGGUUGGUGUCAUUCAAGGCUCCAUAAAAGUUGUAACUAUUCAAGGACAUCCACCAAAAGAUUUGGCAAAAGUAGGGUAUGUCUUAGGCUUAAGGGUAUCUCCACAUCAUAGAAGAAAAGGGAUUGGUUCAAGCUUAGUAAGAACAUUAGAAGAAUGGUUCAUUUCCAAUGAUGUGGACUAUGCAUAUAUGGCAACUGAAAAAGAAAAUCAUGCCUCAGUUAAUCUCUUCAUGAACAAAUUUGGCUACACAAAAUUUAGGACACCAUCAAUUCUUGUUAACCCUGUUAAUCAUCAUUCAUUUAAAAUCUCAACCAACAUUGAAAUAUCAAGGUUGAAAAUUGAACAAGCUGAAUCACUCUAUAGAAAGUUCAUGGGGUCCACAGAGUUUUUUCCUAAUGAUAUAGGAAAUAUAUUAAAAAAUAAGCUAAGUUUGGGGACAUGGAUGGCAUAUUUUAAAGAUGAUAUUAAUAUUGGGCCUAAUGGACAAGUACCAAAUAGUUGGGCUAUGCUUAGUGUUUGGAAUAGUGGUGAAAUUUUUAAGUUAAAAAUAGGAAAAGCACCUUUUUGUUGUUUGUUAUACACAAAAAGUUGGUGCUUAAUUGAUAAAAUUUUCCCAUGUUUAAGAUUACCUACUUUACCUGAUUUUUUUAACCCUUUUGGAUUUUAUUUUAUGUAUGGUGUGUAUCAUGAAGGGCCAUUUUCAGGGAAGCUAGUGAAAGCUUUGUGUAAAUUUGUGCACAAUAUGGCUAAAGAGUCUAAAGAUGUGAAGUGUAAGAUUAUUGUGACUGAAGUUGGAGGAAGAGAUGAACUCAAUCAUCAUAUUCCACAUUGGAAAUUGCUUUCAUGUCCUGAAGAUUUGUGGUGUAUAAAGGCAUUGAAAAGUGAAGGGCUUUCAAUCAAUAAUUUUCAUGAAUUAACAACUAAAACCCCACCAACAAGAGCUCUUUUUGUAGACCCAAGAGAGGUUUAAAGUAUGAUCUCAAAAAGAAAUGUGGAAAAAAAAGCUUGGAAAUAUCUUGACCUUAAAUUUUCAUUUAUUUAUUUUUCUUUUUUAUCUUUCGAGUAAAUAAUCAAUUCGGUCAUGAAAUGUUAGUUGGUGUCACUAUUAUUAUUGAAUGUAUCAAAGUUACAAAUACAUACAUGAAUGUAACUUUUAUUAGUCAGUUUAGUCAUCAUCUUAUGUGUC